UAGUUUUGAUACUCAGGGCAUUCUAUCCAUUACUUUUUGUGUGUGAUGAUAACACCCACAACCAUGUCAACGAAGAAUCCUGUUGGUUUAAGAUUGAUGAUGUUUAUGCUGUGUGUGGUGUCGCAGGUUGUUAAUGGAGAACAGCAAAUCAGAUGCCUUCCAAAGGAGAGGGAAGCACUCCUCCAAUUCAAGGCUGCCAUUGUCGAUCGCUACGCCAAGCUAUCCUCUUGGACCACUCCCGACUGCUGCCAAUGGGAAGGAAUUCGCUGCAGCAACGUCACCUCCCAUAUUCUAAGCCUCGACCUUCACUGUGAAAUUGAUAUUGGAUAUGAUGAUCAAUAUAUAGAAAUCUUUGUACCUUAUCUGAGUGGAGAGAUUCACAAGUCGUUGAUGGAGUUGCGACAAUUACAGUAUUUGAACCUCAAUACUAAUUAUUUUCCUGGGAGUCACAUUCCAGAGUUUCUUGGUUCUUUCAGAAACUUGAGAUAUCUUGAUCUCUCGUACUGUCAUUUUGGCGGAGAAAUUCCCAGUCAGUUAGGCUCUCUUUCUCAUUUGAAAUACUUAAAUCUGGCUUCGAAUUCUUUAGAGGGUUCAAUCCCUCAUCAGCUUGAAAAUCUCUCCCAAUUGCAGCAUCUUGAUCUCAGUGGCAUUUCUUUUGAAGGAAAUAUACCAUCUCAACUUGGAAAUCUCUUCCGGUUACAGUAUCUUGGUCUCAGUGGCAAUUAUUUUGAACAAAGUAUACCAUCUCAACUUGGAAAUCUCUCCCAGUUACAAGAGCUCUAUCUUUCUGAUAACAUCAACUUUGCCCAUGGAGGUCAGUGGCUCCCAAAUCUCCUUUCUUUAACCCAUCUUUACUUGGAUUCUGUACCAAAUCUUAAUCGGUCACUUACUUUGUUGCAAGCGAUUGCAAAGCUACCAAAACUAAGAAAACUAAGUUUAGUUAAUUGUAGCCUUUCCGAUCAUUUCAUUAUGUCAUCCAUGCCUUCUAAGUUCAAUUCUUCUACUUCCCUCUCAGUCCUUUAUCUUCCUUGGAACACCUUCACGUCUUCUUCAAUGGUAUUCCAAUGGGUGUCAAACAUAACUUCCAACCUUGUUGAGCUUGACCUUACUGGUAACCACUUGAAGGGUUCCACCUCAAGUGAUUUUGGCAUGCUCAUGCAUUCGCUUAGGUACCUUGACCUCUCCGCUAAUUAUUUCAAAGCCACGGAUUUGAAAUCUUUCAUGAAUAUAUGCACCUUAAAUUCUUUAUAUAUGCAUUCAAACAAUUUGAUUGAAGACCUUCCCUCCAUUCUCGGUAAUUUGUCCGGUGGUUGCGUUAUACACUCAUUGCAAGAUUUGGGUCUAGUACAUAAUCACAUCACUGGCACUUUGCCUAACAUUUCAAUAUUCUCUUCUUUGAAAACGUUGCUUCUUGAUGGAAAUAAGUUAAGUGGAGCAAUACCGGAAGGCGUCGAGUUACCAUCUACGUUGGAGGACUUGUCAAUUGGAUUCAAUUCAUUAGAAGGUGGAAUUCCAAAAUCAUUUGGGGAUGCAUGUUCUUUGCUCUCAUUGGACAUGUCUUAUAAUAACUUGAGUGAUGAGCUUCCGAUGAUAAUUUUUCACUUGUCUGGAUGUGCUAGAUAUUCAUUGGAACAAUUAUGUCUAGGCAUGAAUCAAAUCAAUGGCACACUACCUGACUUCUCAACAUUCACAUCUUUAAAAACACUACAUCUUUACAACAAUAAGCUAAAUGGAGAGAUUCACAGGGACAUUCAAUUUCCACCUAAACUGGAAGGCCUCUACAUGUAUUCAAAUUGUUUAAAGGGUGUGCUGACUGACUACCAAUUUGCUAAUAUGUCUAAGUUACAAGUCUUGGCUUUAUCUGACAACUCAUUGGGCUUGGAAUUUACUCAAAAUUGGGUCCCACCUUUUCAAUUGUUAAUUAUCGAAUUGAGAUCUUGCAAGCUAGGUCCAACAUUUCCCAAAUGGUUGCAGACGCAAUAUAAAUUUGUCCAUAUUGACAUUUCAAAUGCUACAAUAUCAGAUACUAUUCCUGAAUGGUUUUGGGUUAAAUUACCACUACAAAAAGUGAUGAAGAUGAAUAUUUCAUGCAACAAUCUACAAGGUACAAUUCCAAAUGUUUCAUCAACAUAUGUUUCCAUAUCCAUGUUCCUUGGAUCAAAUCAAUUUGAAGGUUCUAUUCCUCUAUUUCUACGAAAUUCUCAACUUCUUGAUUUAUCAUAUAAUAAAUUCUCAAAUCCUCUUUCAUUUUUGUGUGGAGAAAAUGCAAUUUCAGUUCAAGUUGUUUUAGACAUUUCAUAUAAUCAGUUAUCUGGAGAUAUCCCAGAUUGUUGGAAAAAAAUCAACUCACUAGUUUAUUUAGAUUUGAGUUACAAUAACUUUUCAGGAAAAAUUCCAACUUCAAUGGGAUGGCUUCUUGAUCUUCAAGCAUUGUUGUUGAGAAACAACAAUUUAAUAGAAGGAAUCCCUUUAUCCAUAAGAAAUUGCACAGAGCUAGUAAUGCUUGAUUUGUCAGAAAACAAAUUAUCAGGAUCUAUCCCUGAUUGGAUUGGGACUAAUAAAGAGUUGCAAAUAUUAAAUUUGAGAAAGAAUCAAUUCUAUGGAAGUUUACCGUUAGAAGUUUGUUGUUUAAGAAACAUUCAAGUCUUGGAUCUCUCUCUAAACAACUUAUCAGGAAAAAUUCCUAAAUGCAUACAAAAUCUUACUUCAAUGCUUCAAACAACAUCUUUAGUAGAUUAUGAAGGUCAUUCAUAUAUGUUGUUUUAUUGUUCUACUGGAAUCGGCAUGUCAUACAAUUUGAAAGCAUGGUUGACAUGGAAAGGUUCAAAACAAAUGUUUAUGAAUAAAGGUUUGUCACUUUUAAAAAGCAUUGAUCUCUCAAGCAAUCAUUUUUCUGAAGAAAUUCCUACAGAAAUAGAGAAAUUACAUGGGUUGAUUUCAUUGAACUUAUCAAGAAAUAAUUUGAUCGGAAAAAUUCCUUCAAACAUUGGAAAGUUAACAUCACUUGAUUCUCUUGAUUUGUCAAGAAAUCAACUUGUUGGUUCAAUUCCUCCAAGCCUUGCUCAAAUUUAUGGACUUGGUGUGUUAGAUUUGUCUCAUAACCAUCUAACUGGAGAAAUUCCAAUAGGCACGCAAUUACAAAGUUUUAGUAUAUCAAGCUAUGAAGAUAAUCUCAAUCUUUGUGGACCACCACUUGAGAAAUUAUGUAUUAAGGGUGGAUCAACACAAGAACCAAAUGUUGAAGUUCAUGAACAUGACUAUUCAUUGUUCAAUGAUUUUUUUGUAAGUAUGACAUUUGGAUUUGUUAUAAGCUUCUUCAUGGUGUUUGGCUCAAUCUUAUUCAAAAGUUCUCGGAAACGUGCAUAUUUCAAUUCUUAAAUGACUCAGAAGACAAUAAUGUUCAUGCCAAGAUACAAUAUUUGAUAACUUAAGCUCGACAAAUAUUAACAGGGCAAUUGAAACCUACCGAUCCUCUUGCACGACUUUACCUUUGAGCUUGUUAAUUCUUGGACAAGGCAAUGAUUUCUUCAAACUGUUAAGAUAUGCCAAAUACUUUAUUAAGAGAUAUUAGGCAAUCAAAUAUUUUGUUAGUUAUAAUUUAGAAUUAUUAUAAUUUGUGCAGAUCUGUACACCUGUCAUUCAUUUAAUAGAAGAAUUAUAGGAUCCUCGUAUGUAUAUAUAUGGUACUCUACUCUUUGAAAUAAUACAUCAGAAUAGGAAUCAGUGCUUCUUUUUCCUU
Molecule: messenger RNA, 3739 nt
Organism: Vigna angularis (adzuki bean)
Lineage: Eukaryota; Viridiplantae; Streptophyta; Magnoliopsida; Fabales; Fabaceae
Product: receptor-like protein EIX1
Exons: 2
Coding region: 46-3378 (1110 amino acids)
Molecular function (GO): protein binding
Source: RefSeq, a predicted model, not a curated record